Messenger RNA from Elephantulus edwardii (Cape elephant shrew), 1197 nucleotides. Its product is annotated as cytochrome P450 4F8-like. Bases 1 to 1197 code for a protein of 398 amino acids. The transcript has 10 exons. Lineage: Eukaryota; Metazoa; Chordata; Mammalia; Macroscelidea; Macroscelididae. The record is from RefSeq and is a predicted model, not a curated record. Gene Ontology annotation, molecular function: monooxygenase activity; iron ion binding; heme binding.
AUGUCACUGCUGAGCACGUUAUGGUUUGGAUCUGGACCAGAGUCAGCCCCCCCUUGGCUGCUUUUGCUGCUAUUUGGUAUCUCCUUGGUCCUAGUAAAAGUCUUCACUUGGACUUAUGCCUUCUAUGACAAGUGCAGCCGCCUCCAGUGUUUCCCCAAUCCCCCAAUGUGGAACUGGCUUUCGGGUCACAUGGGCUUGAUCAGUCUCAAUGAACAGGGAUUGCUGAACAUAACUAAGCUGGUAGCCACCUAUCCUCAGGGCUAUCAGAGCUGGCAAGGACCUUUCAGCCCCGCCAUCUCUCUGUGCCAUCCUGACUUCAUCAAGCCGGUUGUCAAUGCUUCAGUUGCCGUUUCAAUGAAGAUCACGUUAGUGUCCAAAUUGCUGAAGCCCUGGCUGGGAGAAGGGCUUCUGCUGAGUGAAGGUGACAAGUGGAAAUACCACCGCCACAUGCUGACACCUGCCUUUCACUUCAAUAUCCUGAAACCCUACGUGCAGAUCUUCAGUAAGAGCACGGAUAUCCUGCACGAUGAAAACGGGAAAAGAUUGUCAGAUGAGGAUAUCCACGCAGAGGUUGAAACCUUCAUGUUUGGGGGUCAUGAUACCACAGCCAGUGGCCUCUCCUGGGUCCUGUACAACCUUGCCAAACACCCCGAAUAUCAGGAACGUUGCCGUAAGGAGGUACAGGAACUCCUGAAAGACCGUGGGUCAGAGGAGAUUGAAUGGGAUGACCUGGCCCAGCUGCCCUUCCUGACAAUGUGCAUCAAGGAGAGUAUGCGGUUGUAUCCCCCAGUCACGACCAUCUUCCGCUGCUGUACCCAGGACACAGUGCUUCCAGAUGGCCGGGUCAUCCCCAAAGACACCAACUGCCUCAUCACCAUCUUUGGGACUCAUCAUAACCCCUCUAUUUGGCCAGACCCUGAGGUCUAUGAUCCCUUCCGCUUCAACUUAGAAAACUCUCAGAAAAUGUCACCACUGGCUUUUAUUCCCUUCUCUUUCGGGCCCAGGAAUUGCAUUGGACAAAAGUUUGCCAUGGCUGAGAUGAAGGUGAUCCUGGCUCUCACAUUGCUGCGUUUUCGCAUCCUGCCUGAUGACAAAGAACCACAGAGGAAGCCGGAGAUUGUCUUACAUGCUAAGGGUGGGCUGUGGUUGCGAGUGGAACCACUGGCUAAUGGCCUGCAGUUGUCUCCAGCCUCUUAG